AUGAGCCAAGUAGCGUUUUCCCUUCACCGUAACCUCCAUCAAUUCAUUGAUGAUUAUGGAGAAGCUUGCGGACCUUUAUUUCAUCCUUUUCGUCAUUUUACUGAUGAUUUGCUCCGUUUAUGGAAGGGUUUGUAUCUUUAUCGGAGGAAGAAGGGUUUGUAUCUGAAGGCUGAAGCAGGCGCCUGGAGAAUAACGGAAUUUUAA
Molecule: messenger RNA, 204 nt
Organism: Cylicocyclus nassatus
Lineage: Eukaryota; Metazoa; Nematoda; Chromadorea; Rhabditida; Strongylidae
Source: the annotation of a GenBank genome assembly